Molecule: messenger RNA, 1650 nt
Organism: Exophiala aquamarina CBS 119918
Lineage: Eukaryota; Fungi; Ascomycota; Eurotiomycetes; Chaetothyriales; Herpotrichiellaceae
Exons: 2
Coding region: 1-1650 (549 amino acids)
Biological process (GO): transmembrane transport
Cellular component (GO): membrane
Molecular function (GO): transmembrane transporter activity
Source: RefSeq, a predicted model, not a curated record
AUGAAUUUCUUGGUGGUGGCGCAGUUGUUCUCGAUUCUCGGAUCUGGCCUCCUCGCACAGCCGAUAGUCGAGCUCAUGCGUAGUCCUUCUAAGGCGGUCUGGCUUCCUACAUCACUUAACAUUGGAGCUGCCGCCUUGAACCCUACGCUCAGUCAAGCGGUCGACUACUGGGGCCGCAGAUGGAUUCUUAUCGCUACAACUGCCUCCGGUCUGGUCGGUGCGGUCAUAGUAAGUCGGGCUCAGAACAUUGCUACUGUUCUCGCCGGGUUCUGCUUGAUCGCCUUUAUGUUCGGUGGUCAGGCAGCCAGUUUCGCUGUCGUUGGAGAGAUCCUCCCACGGAAGUACAGGGCUUUGGGACAAGCGUCCCUCACCGUGUCACAGUCCGUUGCUGGCAUCUCUGGUGUGCUGUUCUGCGGUGCUCUCGUCCAAAAUGGAGGAGCAGAAGAUUACAGAAUCUACUUCUAUGUCGUUUCGGGGCUCUUCGCCCUGGCGACUGCUGCGAUCGCAAUCCUCUACAACCCUCCUCUUCGUGAACUCCAGACGUCUUUGACCCACUUGGAGAAGCUACAGAGCCUCGACUGGAUCGGCAUCCUGACCUUCACCACCGGUGCCGUUCUCUUCAGCGUAGGCCUGGCGUGGUCAGACAACCCAUACUCAUGGAAAGACGCUCACAUUCUCAGUACCUUUAUCGUCGGCCUGGUCUUGCUCAUGCUAUUCAGCCUGUACGAAUGGAGGUUCAAGAAAGACGGAAUUGCUCAUCAUGGUCUGUUUAGGGACAAGAAUUAUAUUGUCGCACUCACGAGUGCCUUUCAGGAAGGCAUUGCAGUCUUCACAUUUAAUUCUUAUCUUGCAAGGGAGGGCAUAGUGCUUUUUGGGCUCGGCUUCUUCCAAGCCUCUUCACGUUACGCAAUGGUCUACGUCUACGCAAUUGUGCUGAGUUUUGUGUCGGCAUGGUACAUUACGCGCUUCAAGGCGCUCAAAGGACCGCUCGUCUUAUCGCAGUUGGCUCUUCUGCUCAUGUUUGUUCUUAUGGCGACCGUGAAGCCUACCACCUCGGAGAGCGUCCUCUGGGGCUACCCUCUGCUAGGUGGCCUUGGUCUGGGAUGCAUCACGACUGCAAUUUUUGUAGCUGCUCAACUCAGUAUCACGGGAGAGUUGAUCGCCAUCGGCACAGGUCUGGUAGCCGCAGCGAGGGCACUGGGCGGCCUGGUUGGGUUGGUGGUCAACAAUGCCAUUUUUAACAGCGCUGUUCAGAGACACGUUCCCACCGGAGUUGCGGCAGCCGUAUCACCACUCGGCUUGGAUCCAGCACAACUGGGAAAUUUCAUUCUCGCUCUGGGAACCGCAAAUCCGGAAGCCAUCGCCGCAAUUCCUGGUGUAACCCCUGAGAUGAUCGGUGCUGCUACACAAGCACUACGACAAGCGUAUUCUAUUGCCUUCCGCAAUGUUUGGGUUGCGGCUGCAUGUUUUACUGUUCCCGGCGUCAUCAAGGCCUUCAAUGCCCACAUCGAUGCACCGGUCGAGGCAAAGUUGGUAAAAUUACAGGCGGACGUGGAGAACAGAACCAGUGACGAACAAGCGCGCCCACGAGAAGAGAAACAGGCGCUGCAUAUGCCUUUGACUUCACCGUCUAAACAAGUCAAUAGCUGA